AGAACUUUAGAAAUGUGCAAGAGCAAACCCUUGUUAAGAAUUAUGCAAGCGAUAACCCUCAUCAUAUUUUGAAUACUUAGAUGAAGUUGACCAAUCAUCACACAAACACGCUGCCAGCCUCUUCAUUCGCGUGUGACAUGUGAAAAAAUAUCAACACUUUUCAAUCUUCGAAAGUUCAACGAGGGGUUUUCUACCUCCACAUAGUCGCCCGCGUUGUUCAUCGCUAAACCAAUAUUCAACGUCUUCGUUGAACCACUUGACCCUCAUUUUCUGCUCUUUCUUCCUUCACCGUUGAUCUCUAAUAGUUAUGGACCCAUCACAUCUGAUGUUUCCUAAAAGAGAGAGAGACUCACAAUAUCAAUUAAGUUCAAAGUGUCGAAUCACCCAAAAUGAUGAGCUCUCUUCUUUUGGAACAAGCCCGCAACAUCAACCAUUUCAAGUAACCUAUAAUUGUGGACCAUCUUUUUCUAAAACGGGCCUACAACUUAAACCACGUGGACCUUCCUCUUCUAAAACGGGCUCACAACUUAAACCAUUUCAAGUAAACCAAAAUUGUAAAGCGUCCUCUUCUAAACCAUUUAAAGUCUCCAACAAGAUAAUAUCUUCUGGAAACUUUAACACUAAGAAAACAUCCCCAAAGGUUCAAAGAACCACGGAACUUAAGAAUACUAACUCACCACUAUUCAAAAUCUCCAAUAAGAAAGAUGGAGCUAAGCAAAAACCUUUACGAUGUCAUUCUGAUGAUGCAUCUUCAAGUUACAUAAUUGACAAAGAGAAACAAACCACAACCUUCGAAAACCAGUCUUCGUUGAUAUCUCAUAGCAGGGCAAAGAACAAAGUAGAAUGUGCAUUGAAGCUUUUCCAAACCUAUGUUAGUGAAUCUAAUCUUUUUGGUUAUUCAAUUCCUAUAGAAGCGUCAAGAAUUUUGAAGCGCAGAGGCAAGUUUAUUCAUGACGGGAAAAAGAUUAUAGGAGAUGUCCCUGGAAUAGAAGUUGGCGAUGAGUUUCAGUAUUUUGAAGUACUCAACGUUGUUGGUCUCCAUCGUAAGAUCUUCAAUGGAAUUGAUCAUGUGAGAUGCAAUGGGAUGUUUAUUGCAACUAGCGUUGUUUCAUGUCGAUUAUAUGAUGAUAAAUUGGAUGAUGCAGAAUUGGUGAUUUCUACAGGAGAACAAGGUAAUGUUAUUAAUAAUCAAAAUCAACCUCGAGAAAAUCUUGCAUUGAUGUAUAGUUUAUAUGCUGAAAAUCCUGUUAGAGUUAUAAUUAAGUUAAAUUCCAAGAAUGCCAGUGGUAGUGUUAAUGGUGGUGAAAAAUAUUGUUAUUUUGGUCUUUACAAGGUUGUUAGGUUUUGGCAAGUAAUUGGAAAAUCAGGUUACAAGUUUCUUUUGGUUAAAUCACCUGAUCAGAAAAAGGUUGCUUGCAAUGAUAUGAGGAAGCGUAAACAAAUUCUUAAAAGGGAAAAGUGUUUGAAUUAUUUUGAAGAUAUUUCUCACGGAAAAGAGGAUUUUCAUAUACCUAUGAUUAAUUGUGUAGAUUCUGAAGGUGUUCCAAAUUUUCAAUAUGUUACUCAUAUGGUUAAUCUUGAACGGUAUAAGUCUAAAAAGUAUAGUCCUCUUAAAGGCAAUGUUGGGUGUGAAUGUGUUGGUAAUUGUUCUGAUUCUGAUAAAUGUUCUUGUGCUAUGAAGAAUAGAGGAAAAUUUCCAUUUAAUAGGAAUGGAAUUGUUGAGGAAACAAAAAAGGACAUGAUUUAUGAGUGUGGUCAUUUUUGUAAGUGUUCUUCGAAUUGUCGUAAUAGAGUUUCUCAAAAUGGAAUUAAAUUUCCUCUUGAGAUUUUCAAGACUGAGACAAAAGGGUGGGGUGUGCGAUCAAAAAAGAAAAUUCCUUCAGGAAGUUUUAUAUGUGAGUAUUUAGGUGAAAUGAUUGAAGAUGAGCAAGCUGUGAAAAUGAUCGACAACGACGAGUAUCUAUUUAACAUUGGUAACACAAAUCACAAGGAUGGUGUGUUUACAAUUGAUGCUUCUAAGUAUGGUAAUAUGGCGAGAUUUAUCAACCAUAGUUGUUCUCCGAAUUUGUUUUGUUUGAAUGUUCUUUUUGAUCAUGAUGAUGUUAGGAUUCCACACAUCAUGCUAUUUGCAGCUGAGGACAUUCCACGAAAGACAGAGCUGACCUACCAUUAUAAUUAUAAAAUAGAUCAAGUGGUUGAUAAUGGAGUUGUAAAAAAGAAGUAUUGCUAUUGUGGAGCCUCCAACUGCAUUGGUAGACUGUAUUAAUGAGUUUAUUAAAAAAGGUUACAUUCAAGCCUAGAAGUUCUAGAUUUCAUUAUCUCUACAACAAAUUUUUCUUUUGACUUUAUUUCUAUGGCAAUUGCAAUGUCAACAAAAACAAUAGGUUGGUUAUAUACAGGAGUGUAACUACUUUUGCGUACAUUUUUGUAGAUGAAAUUGAACAUGUAUGAUUUAGAUUUGUGCUAGUAUUGCAUUUCUCAUUGGCCAAAUGUUCUUAAAGUGGUGCUAGUUGUGUUUCCUUUAUAUCAACAAAUUGAAUGUCAUGUAUUAUUAUCUAUAACUUUUGUUAUGCUAUGUAAGUAAUGUUAGUGUUGGCUAGUA
Messenger RNA from Lathyrus oleraceus (garden pea), 2602 nucleotides. Its product is annotated as histone-lysine N-methyltransferase, H3 lysine-9 specific SUVH5. The transcript is spliced from 3 exons. Gene Ontology annotation, molecular function: protein binding; zinc ion binding; double-stranded DNA binding. Gene Ontology annotation, cellular component: nucleus. Bases 308 to 2266 code for a protein of 652 amino acids. NCBI's taxonomy places the organism in Eukaryota, Viridiplantae, Streptophyta, Magnoliopsida, Fabales, Fabaceae. The record is from RefSeq and is a predicted model, not a curated record.